Notechis scutatus (mainland tiger snake) is the source of this 2049-nucleotide messenger RNA. The record is from RefSeq and is a predicted model, not a curated record. Lineage: Eukaryota; Metazoa; Chordata; Lepidosauria; Squamata; Elapidae.
AGCUGCUGCGAGCAGAAAUUGACAAAAUUCAAAAGGGUGAAUCAAAGAAGGAUGAAGAAGAGACCUAUCUGGACUUGUUUUCUCAUAAAAACAUGAAACUGAAGGAACGAGUUCUUAUACCGGUCAAGCAGUAUCCUAAGUUCAAUUUUGUUGGGAAGAUACUGGGCCCCCAAGGCAACACCAUCAAGCGAUUACAGGAGGAAACUGGAGCGAAGAUUUCUGUCCUAGGGAAGGGAUCAAUGAGAGACAAGGCAAAGGAGGAAGAAUUGCGCAAAGGAGGCGAUCCAAAGUAUGCUCACUUAAAUAUGGAUCUGCAUGUUUUCAUUGAGGUCUUUGGCCCUCCCUGUGAGGCUUAUGCUCUUAUGGCCCAUGCCAUGGAAGAAGUCAAGAAGUUCCUUGUUCCGGAUAUGAUGGAUGAUAUCUGCCAGGAACAAUUUUUGGAGUUGUCCUAUCUCAAUGGGGUGCCAGAGCCAACACGUGGUCGGGGGAUCUCUGUCCGUGGAAGGGGAGCAGUUCCCCCUCCCCCGCCUGUUCCUAGAGGACGUGGUGUGGGUCCUCCUCCUCCUCCUCCCCGUGGAGCCCUUGUACGGGGUGCCCCAGUGAGGGGCGCAAUUGCAAGAGGAGCAGCUGUGACCCGCGGAGUCCCCCCUCUCCCAGCAGUGAGAGGGGCCCCUGCCUCAAGAGCUCGUGCAGCCGGCAUUCAGAGAAUACCGCUUCCUCCUCCUCCUGCACCAGAGACCUACGAAGAUUAUGGCUAUGAUGAUGCUUACGCUGAGCAAAGUUAUGAAGGAUAUGAAGGCUACUAUAGCCAGGGUCAACAGGAAACAGAAUAUUACGAUUAUGGACAUGGUGAAGCUCAAGAAUCUUAUGAGGCGUAUGGUCAAGACGACUGGAACGGAACUAGGCCUUCGCUCAAGGCCCCUCCUGCUAGGCCAGUGAAGGGAGCCUAUAGAGAGCACCCGUACGGACGCUAUUAGAACAUUCAGCAGGGCAAAUCACCCUUUUGAACAAACAGUUGUUUCUGAUUCUAGUGUCUCCCAGGAUUCCUCUUGCUUUACCACAACAGACAAGUAAUUGUCUCCCUGAUUUUUCUCUGGCUCCCUUUUUCUCCCACCUCCAUCCUCCCUGACCACUUGACCCUACAUUCUGCGUCUGUAUGUAGUAUUUUAAAUAAGUUAGAGUUAGAAAACUGAAUUCAACUUUUAAGUGUGUAGACUGCUUUUCUUUCUCUGUUUAGAUUAUAUAUAAAAACAACAACUGUACCUUUAAAAAGAAAACUUUGAGAUAAAAUGUUAGUUUCCAAAGUGACAUGCUUGCUUAACAGUUAUGGAAUUAAAGUUUGUUAAUCUUUAAAUUUUUUUGUUUUGUUUUUUAGGCAACCCAUAAAAGUUCUAGUUGCAGAAUCCCAAAGUAGGCUACAUUUCAAAAUUCAGAGUUUUUUUUUAAUGAAUUAAAAUGUAACUGUAGUAAUUGCCACAGUUAAAAAGCAAGGUCAAAUGUCAAAAUUUUGCCCUUAACAGCAAAUUGCUUGAUUAAUCUUAACUUUAAAUAUCAAUAGGAAGGCUCCUCUAGAACAAAUUAAAUGGUGGGUUGUUUUUUUCUUCAGUAGAUUUAAUUUUUUUUUUAAAAAAAAAUUAGGUUUGUAGAAAGACUUCCAAUGUGGAUAUUGAAAUUUGUCCCCGAAUUCUGGGAUGCUAAAGGCAGAGGUUUUCAAGCAAAAAGUGUUCUUAGCUCAAUUGUGCAUGAAGAGAUUUUAAGAAAAUGGACAUCUAGCUGCUCUGUAAUUUUAUAUUGCUCUAACUGCCCAGUGUUUUGAUAUUAAGAAAUAUUAAAUAUAAGUAGCUGUGCAUUGUGUCUUUUUUUCUUUAAUGGAAAGCUAACACGAGUGUUUGCAGUACAUAUUAUAGUUCAAGCUUACAAUUGGCAACAUUAUCAAGCUUUUAGUCAUUCCAGUGACAUGUUUGUGUGUCUCGACACUCGUAUUAUGUUAAAAAGGGACAUUGCAGCUGAAAAACCAAGGAGAGCUUAUUUUGUACAUAGAUUUGUACA